This is a messenger RNA of Acanthosepion pharaonis, 813 nucleotides long. The record is from the annotation of a GenBank genome assembly. NCBI's taxonomy places the organism in Eukaryota, Metazoa, Mollusca, Cephalopoda, Sepiida, Sepiidae.
AUGUGCGGAAGGAUUUUUACGGGCGAACUAUUAAACCAAUCUGUCAAGCUCGAUAAUCAUAUUGUUGUGACCUCUGCCAUUCUAUCUAUCUAUCUAUCUAUAUAUCUAUCUAUCUAUCUAUCUAUCUAUCCCUAUUUGUUUGUUUCUAUCUAUCUGUCUAUCUAUCUAUCUAUCUAUCUAUCUGUAGCCCUAUUUGUUUGUUUCUAUCUAUCUAUCUAUCUAUCUAUCUAUCUAUCUAUCUAUCUAUCCCUAUUUGUUUGUUUCUCUCUAUCUGUUAAUCUAUCUAUCUAUCUAUCUAUCUCUAGCCAUAUUUGUUUGUUUCUAUCUAUCUAUCUAUCUAUCUAUCUAUCUAUCUAUCUAUCUAUCUAUCUAUCUAUCCCUAUUUGUUUGUUUCUAUCUAUCUAUCUAUCUAUCUAUCUAUCUAUCUAUCUAUCUCUAGCCCUAUUUCCCUAUUUGUUUGUUUCUAUCUAUCUAUCUAUCUAUCUAUCUAUCUAUCCCUAUUUGUUUUUAUCUAUCCUGAUUAAUUUUAUUCUAUCUAUACCGAUUAAUUUCUUUCUUUCUAUCUAUCUAUCUAUCUAUCGCUGUUUGUUUCUAUCUAUCUAUCUAUCUAUCUAUCUAUCUAUCUAUCUAUCUAUCUAUCUAUGUAUAUCAACAUUUAUAUAUCCUUAUGUGAAUGUAUAUCUAUCUACUUAUCGAUCUGAUUCUGUGCAUAUCUACCUAUCUCAUUCUUUAUCUAUCUAUCUAUCUAUCUAUCUAUCUAUCUAUCUAUCUAUCUAUCUAUCUCAUUACGUGUGUAUCUAUCUAACUAUCUAG